AUGGCGUCUCCACCACCUCCAGGCUACGGCUCUCCAGCACAUGGGGGCUACUAUCCUCCACCUCCUAGUGGGCCUCCUGAAAGCCGUACCUACCCUCCACCAGUCCAAUCAUUCCCACCGCCUCCCUCCUCGCCCGGCUUCCCACCCCCACAACCACAAUCCUACCCACCUCCACCUUCGCAGCCGUCCCCUUCCUUAGGCAGCUACCCCCUCCACCUUCGCAGCCGUCCCCUUCCUUAG
Letharia columbiana is the source of this 240-nucleotide messenger RNA. RefSeq lists its product as uncharacterized. Bases 1 to 240 code for a protein of 79 amino acids. Lineage: Eukaryota; Fungi; Ascomycota; Lecanoromycetes; Lecanorales; Parmeliaceae. The record is from RefSeq and is a predicted model, not a curated record. The transcript is spliced from 3 exons.